UACAAUCCGUCCUUCCUCUUCAACAACCGCCAAAAUGAACCCUAACAAGUAGGCGAUAAAGCGCACCAAUUGGAAGAUAGAUAGAGAAUAGAAGAGAGAGAGAGACUUUUUUUUGUAAAAAUUGCAAAUUCACAUGAUCGACGACACCCUUCUAUUUCGCUUCCGUUUCAUCUCCUCCUCUAGUUCUCGUUUUCUUUUCUUUCCAGCUACUACUGGUAAUCAUUAUAUAAUAAUAAUAACCAUUUAAACAAAUACAGGCACCAGACAGGCUAGGGUUUCAGUUAUCCUUUCUUUUUCUUUUUCCUUUUUUUUUUUAAUAAAAUCGUUUUCCUUUUCUUUCAAAUUAAUAUCCUUCUCCAUGUCUAAAAGGGUACUUUGCAAGUUUUUUGCUCAUGGGGCAUGCUUGAAAGGGGAGCAUUGUGAAUUUUCACAUGAUUGGAAAGAUCCUCCAAAUAAUAUUUGCACCUUUUAUCAAAAAGGUAUCUGCUCUUAUGGUAGUCGAUGCCGAUAUGAACAUGUUAAACCUUCUAGGCCUGAAUCUACUGCAUCAUCUUCAUUGACAGUUCCUUGUCAACCUCUGGGCUCAAAUUCCGUGUCCCUGGCCCUUCCUGCAAGAAAUGUAUCGAAUGGGGUGACAACAGUACCGGGUGUUCCUCCAGAGCUUUCAAGUAGACCCUUUAUUGCUCCCACUGCACCAGAAUGGAAUUUGGAGUCUGCACAACAUGACUUCUUAGAAGAUGGUGAGGUUAUAGAGCCUAGGAAUGUUAAACCAGCUGACCGAUCUAUCUGUUCAUUUGCUGCUGCUGGUAGUUGUCCUCGUGGAGAUAAAUGCCCCCAUAUUCACGGUGACUUGUGUGCCUAUUGUGGAAAGCAUUGCUUACACCCUUUCAGACCUGAAGAAAGAGAUGAACAUUUGAAAGCAUGCGAGAAGAAGCAAAAGAACCUUGAUUUGUUAAAAUAUAGUCAAGAAAUAGAAUGCAGUGUAUGCCUGGAUCGUGUACUUUCAAAGCCCACGGCAGCUGAACGAAAGUUUGGUCUGCUAUCAGAAUGCGAUCAUCCAUUCUGCAUAUCAUGUAUUAGGAACUGGCGUAGUAGUUCCCCAACCUCUGGAAUGGAUGUCAAUACUUCAUUGAGGGCUUGCCCAAUAUGUCGCAAGCUUUCAUACUUUGUCAUUCCAAGCGUUAUUUGGUAUUCCUCUAAAGAGGAAAAACAGGAAAUUGUUGAUACCUACAAGGCAAAACUCAGGUCAAUAGAUUGUAAACACUUCGACUUUGGGAAUGGGAACUGCCCAUUUGGAACCAGCUGUUUUUACAAGCAUGCAUAUCGAGAUGGCCGCCUGGAGGAAGUUGUUUUACGUCAUCUUGGAACUGAUGAUGGACAGACUGUGAUAGCUAAAAAUAUCUGGCUGUCUGAUUUCCUCGGUAGCUUACAAAUAAGGUGAGCUGGUGGUGUUUGAAUGCUUUUAAAGGAUAUCUAUCAAUGUCAAGACAUGCACUCAACUUUAUUGUGGAAGGUCUUCAAUCUCCAGUGCCGAAUCAUGUUGUUUGUGAGGUAAAUUGCCUUGAUGGCUUUCUGGAGGAGACUAAUUUGUGGGAAGCUGAAAGAUGUGCCGUUGUGUCAUUAUAAGCUGCAUCUUAAGUUAUUUUGAAAUAAUAAAACGAAGAACAUGUCAAGGCAUUGAAAGGUUUUGAACAGCGUUGAUAAAUUAUGUACUUGUGAAGGAAAAUGAUUUGAAUAAUGGAUGUUUGCGAUUAUAGUUUGCUUCCCUCACACCAGAAAGGACGGCGAAAACUACAGGGUUUCGCCCUAAUGGUUUGUAAUAAUUUGAAGUUUUGAGGACAAUGUCAGGAUGUUGUGGUGCAUCAUACUGGUGUUGCCUCUGUAUAAAAGUUUUGAACUUUGAGGUAUACAUGAGAUUUGAUACAAUGUAAUUCAUUUGUACCUAAGCCAUGUACAUCUUAUGACGAUUACAAAGUGGAAUUUAUUUUACCGCUUCCAUCACAAA
Messenger RNA from Populus trichocarpa (black cottonwood), 2005 nucleotides. Its product is annotated as putative RING-type E3 ubiquitin transferase C3H69. Bases 359 to 1441 code for a protein of 360 amino acids. NCBI's taxonomy places the organism in Eukaryota, Viridiplantae, Streptophyta, Magnoliopsida, Malpighiales, Salicaceae. The record is from RefSeq and is a predicted model, not a curated record. Gene Ontology annotation, molecular function: ubiquitin protein ligase activity; metal ion binding. The transcript is spliced from 8 exons. Gene Ontology annotation, biological process: protein polyubiquitination.